AUAUCAGACACAGCUGAAAUGUAAAGCUCGAAAGAUCACAGAGGGUACAUGGAAACAAAGCUGUAGUCUCCUACCAGAGAGAUGUAGAAAUGAGAUGACUUUCUCUUACACUCCUCUUGUGUUAGAUACAGACGUGCAUUCAUCUCUCUCUAAAAUCAAAAUGAAGAGCAAAAGAUGCAAGAAAACUCGCCUUAAAAAGCUAAAGAGCUUCAUCCCCAUGGCCAAACAGGAAACAUCCCCGGCUGACCUGCUUAAAACACCCGAUAGAAGGAUCCUCUUAGUUGGAAAACCUGGAAUUGGAAAGACAACAGUCGCCCAUCAAAUGUUGAACCUCUGGGCAGAGAAAGAUCACAGAGAACUAGAUUACAUGUUUUAUUUUGAUGUGAGAGACAUUUCACCCAGCACAAAUCCCAUGAGACUGGAGGACCUUCUCUUUGACAUGUACAGUGAGCCAGAAGAAAGUAGAGAAGACGUGUUACAGGAUAUUAAGAAGAACUCUGAAAACGUUGUCAUCAUUUUUGAUGGAAUCACAGACCUCUCCUCUCAUUCAGUAAUAAAGAAACUUGUGGACAAGGACCUCCUCCCUGAUGCGAAGAUUGUGAUCACAUGUAGACCAGAGGUUCCAUCAGAAGACUUCCUGACAGACUGGCCCUCGUUCAGAGCCGAGGUGAAAGGGUUCAGUAAUGAGUCCAUCCAGGCUUUCUUAACGAAGAUGCUGAGUGCUGAGCCUAACCCUAACCCAAACCAUGACUCCUUGAGCAGUGUGUUAAACAACCUAGAGUUGUUCAGUCUGUGCCAUGUCCCGAUGUAUGCAUUGAUGGUGGUUGCCUGCAUUCAUUAUUAUACCCCAGAUGCUUCUAAGCAGCCAUGGCCUACAACUAAGAUGUACAUCAACAUCCUCCGUUACUGCAUCCUAAAACACAGUGGCAAACAACUGAAGGAUCUCGACAAGUGUCUCGUAGAAAACAGAGAAAAAAUAUUGUCUUUAGCAGAAAUUGCUUUUGAUGCAACACAGCAAAAAACGAUGAACUUGACAGCACUGAGCUGCGAAGUAAGCAGUGUCCAGUUUGCUUUCUUGGGUGCGCUUAUGAUUAUGGUCGAGCCCACAGCAUCAGACACUUACUCUGCAUUUCUCCAUUACACAAUGCAGGAGUUCUUUGGUGCCCUUUGGCUCUUACAGAAUCCAGGCAAAAUCAGAGAGGUUCUACAGAAGUGCCAGACUGAAGAAUGGAAACACACAAAACACGUGGUUCCUUUCUUGUGUGGGCUUCUGAAUGAGAGGAAUAUUCGAUUGGUAAAUGGUCUAGUUCCAGCUCAACAGAUCAAGAAGACGUCAGAUUGGUUCUUCAAGGAAGUGGUGAACACAUUUCUUCCACUUCAAACAAACCACGAUCAUGCAGAAGGUGGGGCUCCUGAGUUUGAGAUAGAUCUUCUGUUUUUAUGUCAGUGCUUAUAUGAAUCUCAGUCCACUGAGGCCUGUCUGCUUCUUCUGGACAAACUGGACUACAAUCUACACCUGGAUGAAGAACAUCUUGAUCCUCGCCAGUGCUGUGCAGUCUCCUAUGUGAUCAGUCAGUCUGCAGAGAGAAAGGUUGGCUUGGACCUGAACAGCUGUACUGUGUCAGACCACCAAGGACUAAGGCUGAUACUGGGCUCUCUGAAGAAUGUCCGAUAUCUUGGAUCUGACCCCUCAAUGCUGUGUCAACUCUGGACAACUUUGCUGCGCAGUGAGGCAGACAUUGACUUCACCAGCUUACUUGGUCUUUGUGGAAAUGAGUUGCACCUUCCAGUCCUCGGUGAAAUACGAAUGUUUGAGAGAGCAGAAGAAGUGAUGAAGCAGAGCCUAGAGAGGGUUAACCUCUGUCUACACUGGGAUCGGAGAACUCUUCUCAGUGAAGCUCUCAGCAAGACCAUUUUAAAGUGUUUAACACAUAUCAACAAACUCAGUUUUACCCCACUACAAGAUCAGAGAGGAUCCCCUGAAAAACUGGAGAAAGAAGAGAAAGCAGUCCUACUAGAUUUGUGUCUACAAGCAGCACUAUAUCACAGAGAAACGUUCCAGGGAGCUGUGAACACACUGCUGUCACUGUUCUCUGUGUAUCAAACUGAGAGAUAUGACAUCCUGCUGGAUCUGUACUCGCAUGUGAAGUACAAUAGGAAACAAGCAGGCAGGGGUAUCCUUCCAUCAUUGAGGCCACUUUACCAGCCAGCUCCAGCAGUCUGGUUCAUAGACCUCUCAGAGAGAAAGGCCUCCCUCCUCCUAGAAGUGCUGAAACUCCAACCUGAGAAAAAAUCCAUUGAGCUGAAAGGCUGGUCAGAUGAAGAGAGUGAAGUGAGGAGUUUCCUUCAGUGUCUGCCUUACAUCUCACAGCUCAGGUUUGCUGCACCACAGUAUCAGAUAGGAUCCCCUGAAGAGUGGCGAAAGCGAGAGAAGACAUUCCUACUGAAUCUGUGUCUUCAAGCAGCCCUCCAUGAGAGAGAAACCUUACAAACAACUGUAGAGAAAGUGUGGUCACUGUCUGACAUUUAUUGCGAACGGAAAUGGGAUCUCCUGCUGGAUCUGUACUUCUGA
Molecule: messenger RNA, 2572 nt
Organism: Coregonus clupeaformis (lake whitefish)
Lineage: Eukaryota; Metazoa; Chordata; Actinopteri; Salmoniformes; Salmonidae
Product: protein NLRC5-like
Exons: 5
Coding region: 95-2572 (825 amino acids)
Molecular function (GO): ATP hydrolysis activity
Source: RefSeq, a predicted model, not a curated record